Messenger RNA from Diospyros lotus (date-plum), 2487 nucleotides. Its product is annotated as probable arabinosyltransferase ARAD1. Gene Ontology annotation, molecular function: glycosyltransferase activity. The coding region runs from base 837 to 2363 and encodes 508 amino acids. The transcript is spliced from 3 exons. Lineage: Eukaryota; Viridiplantae; Streptophyta; Magnoliopsida; Ericales; Ebenaceae. The record is from RefSeq and is a predicted model, not a curated record.
AAUUCUCAAAUACUUUUCCACACGACAAACCCCCGGAUGGUGAAAGCCAGGCCACAGAUUAGGCGCCCCUAUUUCCCCGCCAUUUGAAAAAGCCAUCUUCCGGCGGAGAGAGAGAGAGAGAGCGAUGGAUCAACCAAGCGUGUUUGUCCAGUCCGUUGUCUGACCUCUACGUUUCGAGUCUCUGUUUUCUGGUGAACAACUCUUCCCUUUUACUUUUCUGUUCUUAACAUCAAGCCAUUCGUGCAGCCCUAUAUAUUCUCCCUUUUUUUUUUUUUUUUCUCUUUGUUUUUUUAGGUCUUAAUUGGUUUCUGGGUGGAAUUUGCAUUCAUAUUCAUCUGGGUUUGCAUUCUUUCCUUGCUGGAGUGGUUGUUUCGAAACUCUUUUUUUAAAAAAAAAAAAAAUCAUUUGGACUUGCAUUCUUUCAAAUUGCAUAAUUUCUAUCUCAGACCUGGAUCUUUUCUUAUUCUUCGGUCUUGAUGUUGUUUCUGGGGCCGGUCAAUGCAGAGAUAGAAUGUGGUUGGAUUCAGGAGGGUAUUGUUGAAAGAUCCAUUGCCUCCAUUCGACAUUUAUGAUAUUCGUUUUUGCAUUUUGAGAUGAAAUUGAUCUUGAUGUUCUCCCUGUCUCUCAGAGAUUAUUGAAAUUGCUGGUUCUGUUCAUGUGAAGUGUGAUUUCUGUAAAGUUGAAUUGUAUUUGUUCCCCACCUCCUCUCCAUGUUCAUUUCACGUUGAGUUUGUAAUUAGUAUAUAAAGUGCGGUGGUUCAAUGUAUCUUAUGCCCAGCAACAGAAUUUCAUAUAUGUUUUGCCCCAAAUAGCAGUGAUUUUGGAUUAGUAGUGCAAUGGCUGAGAGACGUGCAUCGAAGAAGUCCUCCAUUUGUUUGUUUUCCAUUUCAUCCAUCUUGUUCAUAUUAUCUUGGCUGUUUGUGUUGCGUUCUGCGGGCCAUCCUUACUUUGUUAACCGUAGGUUGUUACCCAAUCCUGAGCUUAAAUUUAAGAACCCAUCAGUUCGAACUAACCAAGUCAUUCUCAAGAAAGAAGUAGCAGUAACUGGAGAAAACAAUAUGGUAAAAUGCCAUCCCAACAAUGGAGUUCUUAAGGUUUUCAUGUAUGAUUUACCCCCAGAGUUCCAUUUUGAGCUCUUAGAUUGGAAGCCUGAGGGGAAAGGUGUUUGGCCUGAUAUCAGAACCAAAAUCCCUUUAUAUCCCGGUGGGUUAAACUUGCAACACAGCAUAGAGUAUUGGCUUACCUUGGAUCUCCUGUUGUCUGAGUUCACUGGCCAUACCAAUGCUCGUAGUGCAGUAAGAAUCCACAAUUCGAGUGAAGCUGAUGUUAUAUUUGUCCCUUUCUUUUCUUCUUUAUGCUAUAACCGAUACGCUAGGGUGAAGGGCCCACAGAAAAAUGUUAACAAGUUGCUACAAGAGAAGUUAGUUAGUUUUUUGACAACUCAAGUGGAAUGGAAGAGGUCAGGGGGACGGGAUCAUAUUGUUCUAGCUCAUCACCCAAAUAGCCUCUUAGAUGCGAGAACAAAGCUUUGGCCAGCAACGUUCAUUGUUUCAGAUUUUGGAAGGUAUCCUCCAAAUGUAGCUAAUGUUGAUAAAGAUGUGAUUGCACCUUACAAGCAUCUCAUCAAAACCUUUGAUAGCGAUUCAUCUGGUUUUGAUAGCCGUCCAACUUUGCUCUACUUCCAAGGAGCCAUAUACAGAAAAGAUGGUGGUUUUGCUCGGCAAGAGUUGUUCUAUCUUCUAAAAGAUGAGAAAGACGUACAUUUCUCAUUUGGAAGUGUCCAAAGGGGUGGAAUCCACAAAGCUACAGAGGGAAUGCAUGCCUCCAAGUUCUGUCUCAAUGUAGCAGGUGACACCCCUUCCUCAAAUCGCCUCUUUGAUGCCAUUGCUAGCCACUGUGUGCCUGUUAUCAUCAGUGAUGACAUCGAGCUCCCCUAUGAAGAUGUUCUCGACUACUCUGAGUUCUGCAUAUUCAUCCGUACAUCAGAUGCCAUCAAGGACAAAUUCCUCAUCAACCUUAUUCGAAGCAUCGGGAAAGAAAAGUGGACCAGAAUGUGGACAAGGCUGAAAGAGGUAGAAAAUUUUUUCGAGUUUCACUUCCCAUCGAAGGAGGGUGAUGCUGUUCAAAUGAUAUGGCAGGCCGUGGCACGAAAGGUGCCUGCUAUUAGGAUGAAGAUACACAAGUCUAGGCGAUUCUCUCGAUAUGAUCCCCCGAGGUAUAGAGGGCCAAGAUCAAUUCAUUUGCCAAUCAAUUUUACAGAAUUUUGGAAGAAGAAUGUUUAUGUUUGUAAACAAGGGAUGGAAGAGAGGAGGAAAAGAAGGGCCAUUGUUAUAGCUUUUAGGUAUUCAUUCAUCUUCUGUUAGCUAGAAAUACUUGAUUCCCAUGUAUCAAUCCAAUCCCAUUCAUCCAUUCAUUUAUUUGUUAGUGUUCUAACAUGAAACUCAUAUACAUUUAUCUCAUGAAUAUACACUUAUUUUCCUUCUUCAA